AUGUCUCGCUCACCUGAAAGAAUGAACAUUGACGACGAUGUCCGAGUCAAAGGAAGAGGAUUCUCCAACAAUGAGGGCUCUUCACGACGUGCUGGAAGAGGAGACGCUAUGAAUGAAGAGUUGGAACCCGUUCGCUCGGUCGAGGGUUGGAUCGUGAUUGUGCGUGGACUUCAUGAAGAAACGGACGAAGAAUCCUUGGGAGAGAGAUUUAUGGAAUACGGCACAAUCAAAAACAUUCAUUUGAAUUUGGACAGACGUACAGGUUAUGUCAAGGGUUAUGCAUUCAUUGAAUACGAAGCACGCAAAGAAGCAGAAACUGCCAUCACAGAAGCAAAUGAUACACAAUAUCUUGGCGAAACCAUCAAGGUUGAUUACGCCUUCAUCAAGGGGCCUUCUGCAACAUUGGAUGAUGACCGUGAUAGACGUGAUCGCAGACGCAAUAGAAGUUUGAGCCCUGCAAGAGAUUAG
Messenger RNA from Mucor velutinosus, 468 nucleotides. RefSeq lists its product as uncharacterized. Gene Ontology annotation, cellular component: cytoplasm; nucleus; exon-exon junction complex. The coding region runs from base 1 to 468 and encodes 155 amino acids. NCBI's taxonomy places the organism in Eukaryota, Fungi, Mucoromycota, Mucoromycetes, Mucorales, Mucoraceae. Gene Ontology annotation, biological process: RNA splicing. The transcript has 5 exons. The record is from RefSeq and is a predicted model, not a curated record. Gene Ontology annotation, molecular function: mRNA binding.